AUGGCGAUGAUAUUGGAUGCCUUCGUCUCCAUUUUUUUUGAACUACUGGUCGAGUCGGCGAAGAAAGAGGUUGACAUGCUCUUAGGUGUGCCUGGCGAGAUCAAAAAGCUCCAGAACAAGCUCCGUAAGAUCAGCAAUGUCCUUGCCGAUGCCGAGAGGAAGAGGAUCAAUGAUAAGAACGUGGAUGACUGGCUCAAGGAGCUCAAGGAUUUCAUGUACGAUGCUGAUGAUAUCCUCGACCUCUAUCGCAUCGAGGCCGACAAGUGUAGUGAAGCUUCUUCCUCCACUUCUUCGGUAUGCUUCCCCUUUCCCCUUCUGUCUUGCAUCAGAAAGCCUCUGGUUGCUCAUGAGAUUGGCACGAAAAUUAGAGAUCUCAAUCUGAAGCUUGAGAACAUCUCGAGGUUGAGAUCCGAUCUCAAUCUUGAGCUCACUUCCCAUGACAAGCAGCAAGUGACAUCUCCAAGUAGUCGCAUGACAUCUUCUGUAGGCGAUAUUGAUAUUGUAGGAUCUAAAAUUGAAGAGCACACUCAGAGCUUGGUUGAUUCGCUAAUUAAGGAUGACGGACGGAGAAACAUUCUUGUUUUUGCAAUUGUGGGUGCAGGUGGAAUUGGCAAGACCACACUUGCUCAAAGGAUAUAUAAUGACCAGAGGAUUCAGGAGGAGUUCUCAGUGAAGAAGUGGGUGUGUGUAUCGCAAGAGUUUGAUGACAUAAAUUUGCUGAAAGAUAUCUCCGGUGAGGCCCAAGAGCAAAGUAGGUCCUCGCUUGAGCCCAAAGUCGAGAGCAGUCUUGGGGGUAAGAAGGUGUUUCUUGUUCUUGAUGACAUUUGGACUGCAAAGGUUUGGUGUGACUUGUUAUGUAACACGUUAAAAAGUUGUGCUGCUGGCAGUAGGAUCCUUGUCACUACAAGAAAUGAACAGAUCACAAAGCAGAUGAUGGCAGUGCACACCCAUCACGUCCACAAACUGUCUUCAGAGGAUAGUUGGUCAUUGCUCUGCAAGAAGGUGGUCUUGACAGGAGAGGAGGGAGAGAUCCAGCAUCUCAAGGACAUAGGGAUGAAGAUUGUUGAGAAAUGUGAUGGCCUACCUCUAGCCAUCAAAAUGGUUGCAGGGGUGCUAUGCACGAAGGAGAAGACCAGGAGAGCUUGGAAUGGAGUUUUUGAAAGCACUGCAUGGUCCACAUCCGGGCUUCCUGAGGAGAUUAAGGGAGCAUUAUACCAAGAUCUACCCAGCUGUCUAAAGCAAUGUUUUAUAUACUGCUCAUUGUUUCCUGAAGACUAUAGAAUCCUUAAGAAGGAUAUUACUGCACUUUGGAUUGCUGAGGGAUUUGUGAAAGCUGAGGGGAGUUCGACUAUGGAAGAGACAGCAGAAGAGUACUGCAGAGAGCUGAUAAUGCGAAAUCUUCUACAGCCAUGUCUUGACGAUCAAAUGGCAUUCCAGAUGCAUGACCUCCUGCACUGUCUUGCUCGGUAUCUGGCACGAGAUGAGAGCUCGUUUCUCAGAAAGGGGCAUGAAGCAGGCAGCAGUAACGAGCCGAUGAAGCUGCGCAAGAGCAACCGGACAGAGGAAUACUACACGAUGGAAGAAUUAAGAUCUCUCUCGCGUCUCAUGGAUCUCUCAAUCAAUAAGUUGGAGUGCAUAUCCAGCAGCUUCGAGGCAAAAGCAGCCGAAAUUAGAAACAAAUCCAAGCUUACAACACUCGGGCUAAGUUGCACGCUAGACCUUCAACCCACUGAGGACGAGAUGAAGAGAAUCGAGGAGGUGUUUGAAGAGCUCCACCCUCCACGCUGCCUGGAAGAACUGAGGAUCUGGGGUUACUUCGGCUAUGAGUUCCCAAGGUGGAUGGCAGAGACAUCUGUUGAAUUAAAUUAA
This is a messenger RNA of Phoenix dactylifera (date palm), 1869 nucleotides long. Its product is annotated as disease resistance protein RGA2-like. The record is from RefSeq and is a predicted model, not a curated record. NCBI's taxonomy places the organism in Eukaryota, Viridiplantae, Streptophyta, Magnoliopsida, Arecales, Arecaceae. Gene Ontology annotation, molecular function: ADP binding.